CAUUGCGCGUUGUAAAAAUGAUGAUAGAGACAGUGGUGGAGAAAUUAAUACCAAGGAGUGCCAAAGGCAGGGACUUCGUGCAGAUUUCUUCAAUUUUUGUGGUCUCCAUUGGAGCAUUUUCCGCUGGAGCCCUUUUCGCCUGGCCUUCGCCUACCAUUCCGCUUCUGAUCCGAAACACCUCCUACAUCGGUCAAAUAUCGAUCGAGGAAGCGUCUUAUCUCUCAAUACUGCCAGCGGCCUCCAUGAUCGCGUCUUCUUUUCUCAUAGCCAGCGCAACGAAGUACAUCGGAAGAAAGCCAAUAAUUUGGUUCAUGGCCAUCCCUCAAGCGCUCAGUUGGAUACUAAUCGCCGAGGCGAAAAGCAUAACGGCAAUUUACAUCGCGCGUGUUCUAAAUGGGAUUGGGGAGGGAAUACUGUUUUCUAUCGCGAUGGCUUACGUUGGAGAGAUAUCGACACCGGCAGUUCGUGGGACAUGGGGGAAUAUGAUAACGUGCUCGGUCGCCUUAGGCCAACUGAGCAUUGCUGCUGUGAUUGCAUCCAUGGAUAUCGUUACGGCAGCUUACAUUCAUCUCUUUGCACCACUACUUCAAAUUUUGCUGGUUCCCUUUCUGCCGGAAUCCCCUCACUACCUGAUGAAGAAAGGCGAACGCGAAAACGCCAAAAUCGCCCUGAUGCGGCUCAGAUGGAAAACCGACGUAGACUGUGAGCUUUCAGCUAUGAGUGAGAGCAUCGAAAGGCAACGUUCUGAAGCUGGCUCAUUUAAGGAUUUAUUCUGGAUUCCUGCGAAUCGAAGGGCACUGCUGUUGGUACUUAGUCUGCGCACAUUUCAGCAAUUGAGCGGUAUAACUGCAUUUGUAAUAUACGCCCAGUAUAUAUUCGAGUUAUCCGGAGCAAGGUCCGUCUCAGAUGAAGUAUCUACAAUUAUUGUUUUUGCCAGUUUAUUCCUUUUCUUAUUGGUUUGCUUACCAGUAGCUGGGAAAUACAGCAGAAGACUAUUGCUAACAGCAUCCUCUACAGGCUGUACAAUUUGUUUGCUGAUCAACGUGGUUUACUUUUGCAUCCAGGAAGAAACAGAAGUGGACGUAUCUGAUAUCAGUUGGAUUCCACUGCUCGUCAUGGUUGGCUACAUUGCUUUCCUCAGCAUUGGACUAUUACCUUUGCCCGUGCUAAUGAUAGGGGAACUCUUCGCGCUGAGCAUAAAAAAUCACGGAAUGUUCGUUUCCACUGUGUAUCUGGCGUUAAUAAUGAUUGCAUUUCCGAAGAUUCUUCAGCUGCUGCUGUCAAACUUUUCACUGUACGUCACGUUUCUAUUUUUUACUGUGUCGUGUUUUUUUUCCACCAUAUUUUGCUGGUUUUGCGUUCCAGAAACUAAAGGAAAAACACUGGAAGAAAUCCAACAGCUUCUCAGCAAAACAAGAUAAUUUAAAUUACCGCAAGCGUUUGCAGAAAAGGUGCGAUCGUUGAUUUAUUAUCCUUUCGUCUUUCUCCAACUGCCGUUGAAACUCAUCUUCCAUCUGGGCUUCUACUGUGAUUAAAGCGAAAUAGUUAGUAAGUGAAGGUGUAGUAGCAAUUGUAUAUCUACUGAAAUUUUUUUUCGACAAACAAUGCCACGUGCGAGAUAAGCGAUGCAGGUGUUUUAUCAGUUCUGGCGACGUAGAUUAACUUCAAGUGUCGCCGGGUUAAUAACAAUGUUGAAUUUGUGAGAGAAAGUGAUUAAAUAGGAAGAAUAAAGAGUUAAACAAG
Molecule: messenger RNA, 1743 nt
Organism: Photinus pyralis (common eastern firefly)
Lineage: Eukaryota; Metazoa; Arthropoda; Insecta; Coleoptera; Lampyridae
Product: facilitated trehalose transporter Tret1-like
Exons: 3
Coding region: 18-1421 (467 amino acids)
Biological process (GO): transmembrane transport
Cellular component (GO): membrane
Molecular function (GO): transmembrane transporter activity
Source: RefSeq, a predicted model, not a curated record